This is a messenger RNA of Brassica napus (rape), 3730 nucleotides long. Its product is annotated as NADPH-dependent diflavin oxidoreductase 1-like. Lineage: Eukaryota; Viridiplantae; Streptophyta; Magnoliopsida; Brassicales; Brassicaceae. The record is from RefSeq and is a predicted model, not a curated record. Gene Ontology annotation, molecular function: oxidoreductase activity; FMN binding; flavin adenine dinucleotide binding. Bases 675 to 875 code for a protein of 66 amino acids. Gene Ontology annotation, cellular component: cytosol. The transcript has a single exon.
UGUCUAAAUUAAUUUACCGUUGGGGUAUAAGUGUAUAUUUAUCUCUUUUGAUAAAACAUUAAGUGUUAUUUUGGCCAUUUUUAUUCUUAAAAACUAUAUUUGUGACAAAAACUUUUUUAGUGCUAUCAUAGUCAUUUUCUCUUUCAUAAAUGCUGAAACCAUUAAUUGGAGAUUUUUUUUUUUUUUUUUUUUUUUUUUUUUUUGGUAACUCUGGUAUCUGGGCAGCCACAUUCUCAACUAUCCCCCGUAGGGGGUCCAGCGCCCCAACGGAAGGGAUGUUAAAUCCGUUGUGGCCAAAAAACCCGGGUGGCGGGCAGUACAGCUGUACCUCCUUUACCACCAAGCCACGAGCGCUUGGUUUAAUUGGAGUAUUUAAUUCCACUAAAGAGUUCUCGUGAACAUACCACAAACUUUGUACCUAUGGUGAAGUAUGUGUGUGUGUGACCAUUAUACAGACAAAAUCUGAAAUAUGCAAGUGCGAAAAUUCACAAAACAUAGUUGCUUGUGGUUCUUCUCCUGGUAAAAACCAAACUCUGCCUUACGUAAAGUUGCCAGAGUACGAUUAACCUCGGAAUUUGAAAUCACUGCUUAUAUACAAAUAGUUAUACAUCCAUUACACUGCAUUCUCUAGAGACCAACUGAAGAAGGUUUACGUGCAACACAAGAUCCGAGAGAUGAGGAAGGAAGUUUGUGAUUUGCUAUGCAAUGGAGCCGCCGUUUACGUGGCGGGAUCGUCCACGAAAAUGCCUUGUGAUGUGAUGUCGGCUUUGGAGGAGAUUGUGAUGGAGGAGACCGGAGGAUCAAAGGAAAUGGCUUCACGGUGGCUCAAGGCUUUGGAGAAAGCUGGGAGAUACAGUGUCGAAGCUUGGUCUUAAUCCCAACUUCCUCCAUAUCAUGUAAUGUUUGAUUACUAGUUAUAAGAAUCAUUGGAUUGUUAUUUAAAUUGAUUUUAUAUCCACAUUGAACGGUUCAAGUGAAGAUAAUUUGUUUGAUUGUAUGCAUUUAGAACUUAUGUAUAACUUAAUUUUAAUUUUUUAUAUAAUGAAUGGUUUUUACCUUUUUUCAUUUUUCUUUUUUGGUAAAAAUGUUAAAAUUUUAUACCAUUUUCAGUUUUUUACAGAAUUUACAAAGAGACACUAGUAGCUGAGAAAGGAAAAAAAAAAUCUAAACAACACAGGGAAGAAGAAGAAAAAUCAACAUCAAGAGACCUAAAGAACAAUCAAACAAUCUUAACUCAUAGAACUAAGAAGCAUAGCAGAAGUUAAAGGUUGACCAAAUGAAUGCAUUGCCAAAUGGAGAUGACACUUGAUGAAAUAUGAGACCACUCUGCAACAGAAAUUGGCUUGCCUGCUAACGCUGCUCCAAAUGAUUGAUGCCAUCUCUGGAUAGCUUUGCAAACCUCAGUCGAAGAAACUCAAUCCUCCAACCACCACCAGCAGUAGAAAAUUGAGUUUCAAGAACUCCUACCACUACUUUUACCAAAAAGCUCUAGUUGCGCCCACUGGGAAGUUCCACCUAAAUCUCCAAAAGUUACCAUUAUUCGGUUCGGCUUCAGAACUAAUGCGAACCAUACCGUAAACCGGGUGCAGUGAGAGCCACAUUCUGAUGUUGUUCUUCCAAACCUACAAUUAGACUAUGGAUAAGCCCACCAUUGUGAACCAAAAGAUUCAACACUGGUGCUGGGAUGACAUAUCCAAACAUGAGGUUCCCUCGACGAACUGUCCCUCCCAUGACCCACAAGAGGUUAAGAAACGCCGCCUCACGCUAAGCACGAGAACCGGAACUAGUUCCAAGAGCAACGCCAAAGCUACGCCAACGUGGGAGAGCCGGUGAGCAACUCCGACGAACCGGAAAGGAAGACCCUCCAAAAAUAAACAACCGAUGCAAAACGAACACCAAAAGCGACGAAGACCGAGAGUGACAAGUUGGAGCAACCGCCGGAGGAGACCAAGAACAGGUCAUAGACGGCCCGCCUCAACUACGAGAACGGCAGCGGUACACGAACAACACAGCAGCUGUAGCUACUACACAGCAGCCAACACAACCACGAGCUCGUCUCCGGAGAAUCUCUGAAGCCCAACAGAACCGGAGAAGGUAGGAGGUCUCACCUACUCGACGCCAAGAAAACGAAACCACCUACGCCAGAAAACUCCUCACCAACCUGAAGCAAGACACCAAGCCACCGAAUCUAGAGAGGAGACAUCCACACACGACCACACGCUCCCACCGCCACAGAGGAAACAGAUUUAGAAAUUGAUAACCUAGAUCUACUCCACUCCGCAACCCAAAAUCCGACUUCACCGCCAGUAUACCCAAGUACCAACCUCGUCUCGACACCACCACUCCGCCAAGAGAUACCUGAAGGUCACUCACCGAGGUAGAGAUUCCUCCGUUUCUGCUCAGCUUCAUCACAACAGGGCCAGAAACAUAUCAGCAGGGAAGGAUGGACCAGUGAGGAAGCAAGAGAUAGAAAGGAAAAAAAAAAAAAGACGCCUCCGGCUGCGGAGAACCACCAGAGCAACCGGAGGAAAGACGAGCUUUUUUUUUUUGAGAGAGAGUUUGGAGAGAGAAAAAGGAGUUUUUUAAAAGCAAUAAAAAAACUUCACCUUUUUUUCAUUUUAACUAGGGUUUGUUUGAAUAAAUCAUUCACCGAAUAAUACAUGAUUUCAAUAUGUAUUUUUAACUAGGGUUAUCAACUUAUGUUUUAGAUGCUGAGCCUCUGCAAAUAUGAUCACAUUCAUGCAUAUAUAUAUGUGGAUACCAAUUUUACUUCACGUGACUAUACUUUACAGUAUAUGUUUUAGCAGACUUCCUGUUGUGGAAAAACAAGAAAUAGAAACAGCAAGUAAAUUUAAAACAUAGUUGAUAUGAGAAUUGAGAAAAUUCGCCAAUAAGAGAUACAUGACAAAGGCCCGUGACCAGCAGAGUUGCUUGCUUUGUUUUUAUUUUACUAGUGUUGUGAAUGAAGAAGGGAACUUGUGUUAUUAUUACUGUCGACCAGAAGGUCCAUAUAUAUACAAGGUAUUAGACCGUCAUAAGGUCAUGUUUAUCCUAACAAGAUAAGGAUAAGGAUAAACACUAUGUUACAGAUAUACAUGGAAUAUAUACUAGAUAAACACAUAGUCUCUGGUUGUCUUUAUCAUGUCUCGGAUUGGGCCUGCAGUACGGGCUGGUCCAUGGUCGAUCAUCAUUUGGUUUAUAACACUCCCCCUUGAUCGACACAUCCGGUACAGGUUCGUUGCAUGCUUAAUGUUGCCUCAUUAAAACCUCUCCUGAAAAACUCCAAAACCAAUGUGGCAAAAUGGGAAACCAAGGACAGGAAAAAGAGUACAACACAUGAACUCCCCCAGAUGAAUGCAUCACUGUAGUAGACGCAUUCCCAUCUGGUAUCCGAGUCUUCUUGAACGUUGAAGUUGCCUAUGACUUGGUGAAGAUGAUUAGCUGGAUUCUCCUUGAAUGAACUUGUAAGUCUUGGACGUUGGUAUGUCUUUUGGAACUCCAUUAAGAUGUGGUCAGGAUGUACAUCUUUGCUGCUGAUCACUCCAUGUCUUGGUUGAACUGAUGGUGCUUCAAACGGUGCUCGGAUGGACUUUAUAAUCUGCAAUAAAACUUUACUUGCAGGUCCUUUUUCAUGUCCCACGGAUUCUCUUUGGUUAUAUGGCUUUCCCAAAAUGUGGACAUUCAAUAUAUAUUGAGUCAUAGACCCAGAACACAUACGAACAACUUUACU